AUGGGAUUCCGUCAGGCAGCUCUCUUAGGCAGCAUAUGCUUCUUCUUAGGCAUACUGUUCAUAAACUUUAACGUCGACCACCAAGUACUCUUUCUGCCAAAGAACGACACGGCAGUACAACAAGGGUAUGCCUACUACACGACUUUCCUACGUGCGCCGUUAGCCGUCAAGGCACUCAUGCACACCCUUAUGGGCGUAGGGCUCCUCAGUCUCGUGGCGAACUUUACGACCUGGACAGAGAGUGCGAUGUUCUUCGACGGGACAUCAAUCGCACUCUACGUCUGCUCAUUAGCGAUGUACAUCUCCGUUGCGAUCCCUUCUAUCCGGACUGUCGUCGACCCCCUACCCGAAGACACCCCACAAGACAGGGAAGACGCGCUCGGCGUGCUGGGCGCUGCGAACGUCAUAAUCGCCUUGCUGCUAUUUGGGAUCCUGGGUCUGCAGGGGGGGAUGGAGUAUGCGAAAGCGCUGGAA
Dacryopinax primogenitus is the source of this 474-nucleotide messenger RNA. RefSeq lists its product as uncharacterized. Gene Ontology annotation, biological process: endoplasmic reticulum to Golgi vesicle-mediated transport. Gene Ontology annotation, cellular component: endoplasmic reticulum membrane. The transcript is spliced from 4 exons. The record is from RefSeq and is a predicted model, not a curated record. NCBI's taxonomy places the organism in Eukaryota, Fungi, Basidiomycota, Dacrymycetes, Dacrymycetales, Dacrymycetaceae. The annotation marks the transcript as partial.